Hemibagrus wyckioides is the source of this 2313-nucleotide messenger RNA. RefSeq names its product POC1 centriolar protein A (gene poc1a). NCBI's taxonomy places the organism in Eukaryota, Metazoa, Chordata, Actinopteri, Siluriformes, Bagridae. The record is from RefSeq and is a predicted model, not a curated record. The transcript is spliced from 12 exons. Gene Ontology annotation, biological process: cilium assembly. Gene Ontology annotation, cellular component: centriole; ciliary basal body. Gene Ontology annotation, molecular function: protein binding. The coding region runs from base 155 to 1456 and encodes 433 amino acids.
UAUUGCGCGCGGAAAAUGAAUGGUUGUUGUUGAUGUUAGCACCUUAGCGACGGAGCUAGCUUAGCUUAGCUUUAUCUGUCGCCUGAAGAAAUCAGUUCGUGUCUUUCAUUAAGAGAAGUUUUAGUUUUUAUUGAACAGAACUGAAGAGUUUCUCAUGAAGAUGAGCUGCGGACUGGAGGAUCCGACACUGGAGAGGAACUUUAAAGGACACAGAGACUCCAUCAGCAGCCUGGACUUCACCUCCAACACCACACUAAUAGCUACAGGCUCGUUGGACUCGUGUGUGAUGGUUUGGAACAUGAAGCCUUAUGCGCGUUCGUACCGGUUUGUUGGACAUAAAGAUGGCGUGCUGUGUGUCCACUUCUCUCCAUCUGGACAGCUCCUGGCCUCGGCUUCGCGGGACAGAACCGUACGCCUCUGGCUGCCCACUGUGAGAGGAGAGUCGAGUGUGUUUAAAGCUCACACAGGGACAGUGCGCAGUGUGAACUUCUGCAGCGAUGGACAGACUUUAGUCACUGCAUCGGACGAUAAAACAGUGAAGGUCUGGACGGUCCAUCGACAGAAAUUCCUCUUCUCCUUCAACCGACACAUCAACUGGGUCCGCUGUGCCAAGUUUUCUCCAGACGGGAGAUUAAUCGUCUCGGCGAGCGACGACAAAACAGUGAAGAUCUGGGACAAGAACAGCCGAGAGUGUGUUCACUCCUUCUGUGAGCACAGCGGGUAUGUGAAUUACGCUGAUUUUCACCCCAGUGGGACGUGCAUCGCCGCUGCCUGCACAGACAACACGGUUAAAGUGUGGGACAUUCGCACCCAUAAACUCCUGCAGCAUUACCAAGUCCACAGUGGAGCGGUGAACUCACUGUCCUUCCAUCCGGCUGGCAAUCACCUGAUCACUGCCUCCACCGACUCCACACUGAAAAUCCUCGACCUGCUGGAGGGAAGACUGUUAUACACACUGCACGGACACCAGGGUCCGGCAUCCUGCGUAUCGUUCUCCAGAACUGGAGAUCACUUUGCCUCCGGAGGCUCAGACGAACAGGUGCUGGUCUGGAAGACGAACCUCAGCUCUGCAGGUUACGCCGACGUGCCCAAGAGGCUGCAGAUGGCCGGCGCACCUGUACAGGUAACACCUCAGGCUCUAGAAGUCUCAGAUGUGUCUCACUGCCGCUCCAGUCUGAGGGUUCAGACGUCUCGCAGACCAGACACUCGAUGUGACUCCACCCACACCAAGCCGAACCAAUCAGAUCACUCUGAUCAGUCUGCGCCAGACACGACCCUCUCUCCUACACUCGCCACAACACUGCAGCACAUCGUGGGUCAGCUUGACGUCCUCACACAGACGGUGUCUAUACUGGAGCAGCGACUGACCCUGACGGAGGACAAACUGAAGGAAUGUGUGGAGAAUCAGCAGAAAAUCAAUCAGCAGCUUCAGAUCAGAUCUCAGUCUGAUCUCUAACAGCUCAGUUACUUCAUUUUCCUCCUUCUCUGAACCUGUGAUCAUUUUUUUAAAAUAUGGUGAAAGAACCCUCAAACCCUAGUGUUUCUCAGAUGCUUCGCUGCUAGCCGUGAGAUGUUUGUGUGUUGUAUUUUGUUGUAUUUUGAAUCUGUUUGUAUUUUUAAAUUAAAAUACUUGUUUCAGGAACUGAAUAUAAACUACACUGAUCAUUAAUCAUCGAUGAUCUCAGCAGCAGGUUUUUGGAGCUGUUAGCUAGUGAGCCAAUGUUGAGCUAAUUUAAUUUAAUUCCCAGUAUUUUCAGAGGCGGUGCACAUGUUCCGUACAAAAUCAGCACACACUCAAUUCAGUUCAGUUUACUGAGGAGAUGGUGGUGAGGAAACCUCCCUGAGAUGAUCUGAGGAAGAAACCUUCAGAGGAACCAGGCUCAGAAGAGAACCUCCUCCUCAUUUGGGGGACACUGGACAGUAAAUAAUGUAAAUGUAAAUAAUGUCCUUUCUGCAACAGCAACCAAGAGCUCUUGAGGAACUAAUCGGUCAGUGUAGUUACUGAGGUCAUUAUAGACUCAACACUAAUUCCUUCCUGCUGAAAGCUGACCGAUGCAGCGGCAGUUCAGAGACGUGUGAAAGUCACCAAGUGGUUCUGUCCACAGCAGUCCCCUGGGUCACAGGCUGUCCACUCAGAUCUUCAUCAGAUUAAAGCUCUGAUAAUGUUUCUGUUUGAUUUUAAAAAGACAGGUUAUUGAUGUUCUUGUGGUACAGAGGCUCAGAGACACUUCCUGGUGUCAGUGAAAGCUCCUGAUGAAUGAAGAGGUUCCUCAUGAUCAGUGUUGAUGUUUUAGUGUAAUGAAGACGAGCGAG